AUGUUUUCAAAUACAAAUCACAAUAAUGAUGACGAUCAAAAUCGGGAAGAUGAUAAGAAACAACAUGAUGAUUAUUUUCAAGCUAAUCUUCAUGAAUUAUCAAUUAUUGAUCCUCUCAAUUCCUCUCCAUGUAAAAUUGAUAGAAUAGCCUGUAUGGAUACAAUUAAUCAUCACGUGUAUUUCAUCUCUUAUCCCGGAACUUUUAUUGUUUUUAAUUAUGAAACAAAGAAAUUGGUUAAACAAUUUAAAUUGGAUGAACUUGAUAUUAAUAUCUAUGAUAAUUGUAAAUUCUGUAAAUAUAUAACACAUACAGGAAAUAUGUAUUUCUGCAUUGUUUCCUAUUAUUUAUCAAGAUUUUACAAAUAUAAUAUUUAUACAAGUGAAUUGAAAAUUAUUAAUAAGGACCAUGAUGUUUUGAGAUAUUUCUAUAUGGACAUGUUGAAUCAUAAUGAGGAUGUAUUCUUUUAUGGGAAUAAAUUCAAAUCACAGACCUCAUAUCUAGUGAAAUAUGAUACAACAAUGGAUACAUUGGAUACUGAGUACAUGUUUACUGAUGUUAGUGAGAAUAGUUUUAAUUAUGAAUAUCCAGAUCCUAAUUUUCUUACAAUGUGGAACGAUAGGGUCAUUGCAAUUGGUACAACAUGUUUUUCAUACCAAGCUUUUUCAGAUGGAGUGCUAGAUAAAGAUGUAUGGAUUUUUUCUAAAGAAGGACAUAAGAGAAUUAGAACAGUAAAAUAUGGCUGUUUUGGCAUUGAAGUUUCACCAUUUGCAACAAGUUAUGUACCAUAUGGUAAAGAUAUUGCAGGAGUAAUAUUUGGUGGUUUGGAUAGUGAUCAGAAUAAGGUUGAGCAAGUGGGAAUCUUAGUUUUGCCACUGGAUAAAUUGGAUGUUGUGGAAGAAUUAGAGUGGAAGAUUUUCAAUUUACCACCUGAAGUUAUGAAUAAGUUUGAUGGGCAUUGCUCCUUCCAAAUGAUAGACCAUAUCCCUGAACAGUAUUACAAAUUUAUAAUUGGACGAGAUGGGAAUGUUUACGAACUGGAGUUAGUAUUGGAUGGAGAUUUGAUACUGUAUAAUUCAGCAAGAAAUGUGUCUUUAUUGAAAAAUAUAUUAAGCUUUAGUGAUGUGGAUUUUAAUUUCAAUUAG
Naegleria gruberi is the source of this 1143-nucleotide messenger RNA. RefSeq lists its product as uncharacterized. The record is from RefSeq and is a predicted model, not a curated record. Bases 1 to 1143 code for a protein of 380 amino acids. NCBI's taxonomy places the organism in Eukaryota, Heterolobosea, Eutetramitea, Acrasida, Naegleriidae. The transcript has a single exon.